ACCCAAACUCUCUUAUUUUCAUGUUGGCCCAAGACCCCCUACUUUCGCUUUCACUUGGAAGUUGCACUCUCAAAAGUUGGAAUUUGGAAUGGAAGUAAUUGCCAAUUAGGAUGUGUAUUUGAAUCGCAAAAAGAGCCAUCCUGUAGGCCUAUUCACUCCUUGGAAAUUGUAGUCUGCAAUUCUUUUAACAUAUAUAUUUUUUCUCGUUUCUCUUGUAAGGUGUUCCACUUAAAAUACAAACCAAUACUUUAAGAAAAAUCAGUCUAAACUCUAAACCUCCCAUGUUAUGUCCUAUUAACCUGACAUGAGGCCGCUCAAAUUUCACUCUUUUAUACUCAGUCGCAGUCACCAGUCUUCAGUCACUAGAUGCUCACUGUCCACUACUUCACUGUCCACCCACAAAUUGUAAAUUGUCUCUUCGUCUUCUGUUUGUCAGUGUGGCGACGGCUUGGCUGGCUACAUCAACAACAAAUUAGAGAUCUGCUUUGGGCCUGCACCUACAGAAGCUUCUUCCGAUUUUCAGCUUGGCGGGCUCAUUAUCGUGACCGGUCAGCAGUGAACUUGCGCGCGUUCGCGUUGCAUCAUACGGCAUCGUACUAACACUCCCCCCAGCAUUGUUGAGGAUGGAAGACAAGUUAGAGAAUGUGGACACCUGGACCUGCGAAGAUGUUGAGAAGUGGUUAAAGGCAAAUGGCUUUAUAGAGUAUGCCACUAAAUUUAGUCAAGGUCAUAGGAUAGAUGGUCAAGGUUUACUCAGUUUGACAGAAAAGGAUCUCAAGGAUCCCCCAAUGAGCAUUCCUUAUUUAGGUGAUAUUAAGCGUCUCAGUUUUAAAAUACAUGCCUUGCAGGCACAAAAUAUUAAGCCCUCAAAGCUGAUUGCUAGGGAAGCAGUUCACUUGCUCCAUGAGUCGAGCUGCAGAGAAAGAACGCAGCCUGUUAAUCCUGGUUACGACAGACAGGGGACUCCAUCAAGGCAAGAUAGCACAGAGUCUGAGGGAUUUGACAACUCCUUAUUUCAAGGGACAUCAGUACGCAGUAGGCACACAUUCAGAAACUCAACAUGUUCGCCUUCUCAGGACAUUCCAAUGGAACUGUGGAAGACGGUGCUCAGUUUCCUCUAUAUAUUUGUUGUAUUUUUGAUAACAGCGUUUAUCAUGGUUGUAGUUCAUGAUCGUGUUCCCGAGAUGGAUAGGUACCCUCCUCUCCCUGAUCUUUUCUUGGACAACAUGCCGUAUGUUCCCUGGGCAUUUGAAGCCUGUGAGAUGGUUGGACUCGUUCUGGCAAUAAUGUGGUUUGCUCUCCUCUUUUUUCACAAACACAGAUUUAUUCUUAUGAGGCGUCUUUUUUCUCUGAUGGGCACCAUUUUUCUCCUGCGCUGUGUGACUAUGUUGAUCACAUCUUUGUCAGUACCUGGAAAACAUCUACAGUGUAGUGGCAGGAGGUAUGGAGAUUUCUAUUCCCGAUUGGAGAGAGCAAUUGAGAUCUGGCAGGGGUUUGGAAUGUCUUUGCAAGGUGUGAGGACUUGUGGAGAUUACAUGUUCAGUGGCCAUACCUCCAUCAUCACACUCCUCAAUUUCUUUAUCACUGAAUACACCCCAAGGAAGUAUUACUUUGUGCACAUCAUUUCAUGGUGUCUCAACUUCUUUGGGAUAUUUUUCUUGCUGGCAGCUCACGAGCAUUACUCCAUCGAUGUGUUUAUGGCAUUCUACCUUUCCUCCCGCCUCUUCAUGUACUACCAUACCUUGGCUAACAACAGGGCCUUGAUGCAACCCGAUGCUAGACGAACUCGCAUUUGGUUUCCACUUUUCGCAUUCUUUGAAUCAAAGUGUCAAGGACGAGUGCCAAAUCAAUUUGAAUGGCCUCUUGUUUAUUUUGCACCAUGCAUGAAGCAGAUAGGCUUUUGGAUCAAAUGUAUGUUCAGCAAAGUUGGUCGUAAACCUGAGGAAAAAGAAGCGGUCAAGACAGAAUGAUUACUACUCAUAUUUUUGUGUGAAAGUUGGAAAGAAAGUACAUGAGAGUCCUCUUAUACCGAGCAUGGCUAAUCCGAAAACAACUAAUCCGAAUGAAAAGAAAA
Aplysia californica (California sea hare) is the source of this 2074-nucleotide messenger RNA. RefSeq names its product sphingomyelin synthase-related protein 1. Gene Ontology annotation, molecular function: sphingomyelin synthase activity; protein binding; ceramide cholinephosphotransferase activity. Gene Ontology annotation, biological process: ceramide biosynthetic process. The transcript has 6 exons. The record is from RefSeq and is a predicted model, not a curated record. Gene Ontology annotation, cellular component: Golgi membrane; endoplasmic reticulum membrane. Lineage: Eukaryota; Metazoa; Mollusca; Gastropoda; Aplysiida; Aplysiidae. The coding region runs from base 624 to 1970 and encodes 448 amino acids.